Haemonchus placei is the source of this 1140-nucleotide messenger RNA. Lineage: Eukaryota; Metazoa; Nematoda; Chromadorea; Rhabditida; Trichostrongylidae. The record is from the annotation of a GenBank genome assembly.
AUGGCCGAAGUCCACGAUAGAGUUAAAGAAUAUAAUGAACGAAUACGAGGAAAAAUGAAAAUGGAGUAUGACAGGCGAAAUAAGGUCGACAAUAGCAAGCAUCCUAAAGUAGGAGAUAGGGUCUAUAUGUUGUCUCCAAAAGAGAAGGCGAUGAGCGCUCAUCCAAAGCUGACCUGUGAUUGGGCUGGACCCUUCCGAGUGAUAGAGGCGAGUGAGAACUCGGCGGUCAACAGUAGAAUAGGGGAGAACGUAGAGCCCAUACGUGUGCAAUUUGACAUGUUGAGGAUUGUACCGCCCUAUAUUUCCAACGAUCUUAUCGAUACAGUAACCAGUAGAGAGGCGCCGAAAUCCGCGCAAAGAGCGACAAAGGUCAUUUGGAAUACACUUGUGGAAGAGGGCUGCCUGAAUGACGUGAAACUCGGCGAGCUCGCAGGAAUCCAGUUUCCAGGAGCAUUUUCGCAGAAGCCGAUGGGGUCGCUGUGGAAUGCAUGGAGAGCGGCUAGCAUAUCCAUUCGCAUGGACCUGGACAUGGCGUCGAAGAUAAAAUUUUGGAAGGAUGGCGCAGUAUGUCUCGAUGAAGAGGCUCUACAGAUUGUGCUGCGUGUCGCGUAUUCAAAGUGUCUUGAUUGGACCGAAUUCGUUUGUAUGACGGACGGCGUCAGGAAGCACGAGAAGAUUGAGUCGUUUGGAUUCGAAAAAACCUAUGACUCCGCCCUGAAAAAGCUGAAAAAGGAGCUCGAAGAGGAGGAAAAGAAGAAACGACAGAUAAAACAAGGCCCAACGGCCUUCGCAGCUCUAGCAAGUGCUGCGUUACUCGAGAAGGACGGGCCAAAAAGGGGAAUAACGACGAGAGUUGCAACUUCGUUCAAGCAGCUUCGGGAGAUCCUGACGGAAUGGACAACGCAUGCCAUUUGGAUCACUGUGUGGCGCAAAGAUAAAAAUUUCAAGGAGGAGGAAAUCUGUGAAAUCGUUAAGGCACGCGGGCAGCAUUUGGCCGAAGGAGGACAGGUGGUAACUGCAUGGCCUCCGGUCAUCGAGAAAAAUGUGGAAAAUCGGAAGUCGAUGGUGGAAAUAUGGUCUAUGUUGGAUGAGACCAUAAAGAGACAAGGCAGUUCUAUAGUGCGGCAGGCACAAAGGUAG